This is a messenger RNA of Pundamilia nyererei, 6124 nucleotides long. It is a transcript of the gene cluha, whose product is annotated as clustered mitochondria (cluA/CLU1) homolog a. Gene Ontology annotation, biological process: organelle organization; intracellular distribution of mitochondria. Lineage: Eukaryota; Metazoa; Chordata; Actinopteri; Cichliformes; Cichlidae. Gene Ontology annotation, cellular component: cytoplasm. Bases 259 to 4377 code for a protein of 1372 amino acids. Gene Ontology annotation, molecular function: protein binding; mRNA binding. The record is from RefSeq and is a predicted model, not a curated record. The transcript is spliced from 27 exons.
AGUAGGUGGGGAGGUGCAACGCAAAGGCAAAGAGGUCAAGAGGAGGGGAGGAGAAAACCACGUGUGAUCGGCACUAUGUACAGCACUGUCCUUCCUCUGUAGACUUGUUUUUGUAAGCUUGUACCCCUCGUAUGUCGCCAGCUAGCUCGUGACAGCCAGAGAAGAAGCUGUAGUUUGCCUUUCAUUUACAGAGACACACAAAUAUUCGAGCAAAGCUGCUGGGGGAUUUCUGUCACAGAAACACACUGACUGCCGACCAUGGUGAGCAAGACAGAUGACAUCCCGGCGUCAGUGCCUAACUGCAAUCCGGCAGAUCCCGCGGAUGGAGCCCAGGAUGGUAAAGGAGCAGGAAAGGCACCUCUAAAAGAGUCCUGUGGUUGUGGGCACAGUGCAGAUACAGCCAUGGUAAAUGGUGACAGGGCUCAUGAGCAUACGGAGGAGACGGACUCAAAGCAGGAUGGGAAUGGCGAGGCAGACGGAGGGGAGGAGUCUAACGAACAGGAAGUGAUAGUGAUCCAGGACACAGGCUUCACUGUAAAGAUCCAGGCUCCGGGGACAGAGCCAUUUGACCUGCAGGUCUCCCCCCAGGAGAUGGUGCAGGAAAUCCACCAGGUUUUGAUGGACCGUGAGGACACCUGCCACCGCACCUGCUUCUCUCUGCAGCUGGAUGGAAAUGUGCUGGACAACUUUGCCGAGCUCAAGUCUAUCGAGGGUCUGCAGGAGGGAUCGGUGCUCAAAGUGGUGGAAGAGCCCUACACGGUGCGUGAAGCUCGAAUCCAUGUGCGUCACAUCAGAGACCUGCUGAAGAGUCUGGACCCUUCUGACGCUUACAACGGAGUAGACUGCAACUCUCUCUCUUUCCUGAGCAUCUUCACUGAUGGAGAUCUUGGAGAAACUGGAAAGCGGAAGAAAAAGGGCAGCGAGAUGGAGCAGAUAGACUGCACCCCUCCAGAGCACAUCCUGCCCGGCAGUAAAGAGCGCCCCCUUGUGCCCCUCCAGCCACAGAAUAAGGACUGGAAGCCCAUGCAGUGCCUGAAGGUCUUGACCAUGAGCGGGUGGAACCCUCCACCUGGAAACAGGAAGAUGCACGGCGACCUCAUGUACCUGUACAUUGUGACUGUGGAGGAGCGCCAUGUCAGCGUCACUGCCUCAACACGCGGCUUCUACCUCAACCAGUCUACUACCUACACCUUCAACCCCAAACCAGCUAAUCCCAGCUUCUUGAGCCACUCUCUAGUUGAGCUGCUGAGCCAGAUCAGCCCUGCCUUCAAGAAGAACUUCACCGCCCUGCAAAAGAAAAGAGUCCAGAGACACCCGUUUGAGAGGAUAGCCACGCCUUUCCAAGUAUACAGCUGGACUGCUCCGCAAGUAGACCAUGCAAUGGACUGUGUUCGAGCUGAGGACGCAUACACCUCCCGCCUGGGUUAUGAGGAGCACAUCCCUGGACAGACCAGAGAUUGGAACGAAGAGCUGCAGACUACCAGAGAGCUGCCCCGGAAGAACCUGCCUGAGCGGCUGCUAAGGGAGAGGGCUAUAUUCAAGGUCCACAGUGACUUUGCGGCAGCUGCCACUCGAGGUGCCAUGGCUGUAAUUGAUGGCAACGUAAUGGCCAUCAACCCUGGUGAAGAAACUCGGAUGCAGAUGUUCAUCUGGAACAACAUCUUUUUCAGUCUGGGCUUCGAUGUGCGGGACCACUAUCGUGAGCUGGGGGGCGAUGCGGCCGCCCACGCUGCACCCACCAAUGACUUGAACGGAGUACGAGCUUACAGCGGGGUGGAUGUGGAAGGUCUUUACACUCUGGGAACUGUAGUGGUGGACUACAGAGGCUACCGUGUCACCGCCCAGUCCAUCAUCCCAGGUAUCCUGGAGCGUGAGCAGGAGCAGAGCGUCAUCUACGGCUCCAUUGACUUUGGGAAGACUGUUGUGUCUCACGGCAAAUACCUGGAACUGCUGGAAAAGACCAGUAGGCCACUAAAGAUCCAGCGGCACAGCGUGCUGAAUGAGAAGAAUGACACGGUGGAGCUGUGCUCCUCUGUCGAAUGCAAAGGCAUCAUCGGGAAUGACGGCAGACACUAUAUUCUCGACCUCCUUCGCACCUUCCCCCCUGACCUCAACUUCCUGCCUGUGGAUGGAGUGGAGCUGUCUCCAGAGUGCCAGCGUCUAGGCUUCCCCCGCCAGCACCGCCAUCGCCUGGCCUGUCUACGCCAAGAGCUCAUCGAAGCCUUUGUUGAGCACAGAUAUCUCCUGUUCAUGAAGAUGGCAGCGUUACAGCUGAUGCAGCAUAAAGCCAACAGGGACUCUAUCAAGACUGACACACCCGCCAUCACAGAAACCUCAGAAACACUCGCAGAGAGCAAAGCCGACACAACCCAGACAGACACAGCACAGACCAAUGCCACAGAUUCCUCUAAAGCAACAGACAUCUCCACAGAUAGCACUAGCCAGACAGACAAUGCUUCCACUGCUGCCUCACAAACAGGAACUGACAGCGAAGAGAACUCCUCGAAGCCCACAACAAACGGGCCUGUAGACCCCACAGCCACCCAGAACGGGGAAUGCAAGGGCCCAUUGGAGGACCCCAAAAGCCGUGAAGUGGUCCUGAAUGCCUGUAAGGCAGUGGGCUCCAUCAGCGACACAGCUUUCGAUAUCCGCUUCAACCCUGAUAUCUUCUCCCCAGGAGUACGGUUCCCUGAAGAGAGCGCAGACGACAUCCAGAAGCAGAAGCAGCUACUCAAAGACGCAGCUGCCUUCCUGGUUUCCUGUCAGGUCCCAACACUGGUGAAGGACUGUUUGGACCACAGCGCUCUGCCCAUGGAUGGAGCCUCACUAACGGAGGCUUUGCACCAGAGAGGCAUCAAUGUUCGCUAUUUGGGCACAGUCCUGGAAUUUAUGGAGAAGACUCCUGCCAAAGCCCAGCUGGAGCACAUCUAUAGAAUAGGAAUAACUGAGCUGAUCACCAGAUGUGCAAAACAUAUAUUCAAGACGUACCUCCAGGGUGUAGAGCUGUCCGCACUCUCUGCUGCUGUGAGCCAUUUCCUAAACUGCUUCCUGAGCUCCUUCCCAGACGCCGUUGCCCACCUGCCUCCCGAUGAACUGGUGUCACGCCGCAAAAACCGCAAACGUCGCAACAGGGUCCCCGGCGGUGGCGACAACACGGCAUGGGCCAGCCUGACACCGAGUGAACUGUGGAAGAACAUUGCCUCUGAGGCCCAGAGCUAUUAUCACUUUACCCUACAGUGUGAAAGUGUCGACCAAGUUGUGGAGAAAUUCGGCCUCCAGAAAAUCACUCUGCUCAGAGAAAUUUCAGUCAAAACUGGCAUACAGAUCCUGAUAAAGGAGUAUAACUUCGACAGCCGCCAUAAGCCUGCCUUCACAGAAGAGGACAUCCUGAACAUUUUCCCUGUGGUGAAACAUGUAAACCCCAAAGCCACAGAUGCCUUCCACUUCUUCCAGAGUGGGCAGGCCAAAGUGCAGCAAGGUUUCUUGAAGGAAGGAUGUGAGCUGAUCAACGAGGCUCUUAAUCUCUUCAACAACGUGUACGGAGCCAUGCACGUAGAGAUCUGCUCCUGCCUGCGCCUGCUGGCGCGCCUUAAUUACAUCCUGGGAGAUCACCCUGAGGCUCUCAGCAAUCAGCAAAAGGCUGUUCUGAUGAGUGAAAGAGUCCUUGGCAUCGAGCAUCCCAACACAAUUCAAGAAUAUAUGCACUUGGCCCUGUACUGCUUUGCCAACAACCAGCUUUCGACUGCUCUGAAGCUUCUGUACCGCGCUCGUUACCUCAUGUUGUUGAUUUGUGGGGAGGACCACCCUGAGAUGGCUCUGCUGGACAGUAACAUCGGGCUGGUGCUGCAUGGAGUCAUGGAGUACGAUUUAUCUCUGAGAUUCCUGGAGAACGCUUUGACCAUCAACACAAAGUACCAUGGACCUCGGUCCCUCAAAGUAGCCCUCAGUCAUCAUUUGGUUGCAAGAGUUUAUGAGAGCAAGGCUGAGUUCCGCUCUGCACUACAGCACGAGAAGGAGGGUUACACCAUUUAUAAGAACCAGAUGGGCGAGGCCCAUGAGAAGACCAAGGAGAGUUCUGAGUAUCUGAAGUAUCUCACGCAGCAGGCUGUAGCUCUGCAGAGAACCAUGAAUGAGAUCUACAAAAAUGGCUCUAACGCCAGCAUUAUGCCCCUUAAGUUCACUGCACCCAGCAUGGCCACCAUUCUGGACCAGCUCAACAUCAUCAAUGGCAUCAUCUUUAUACCUCUCAGCCCAAAGGAUCUGGAGAACCUGAAGGCAGAGGUGCAGAGGCGGCAGCAGCUACAGGAGCUGGGAAAGAGCGAGGAGCCUGCUGAGGACCGCUCACUGGAAUUGGAAGACAAAAUUCCCAUCGAUUAAUAUUGAGUAGUGGCCAACACAGCUAUUUUCUGCUAUGGGAGAGAAAGACGGGCUGUGAUGGAUGAGUCACAAAGCCUGUGGACCCGAAAGCCGAGCAGUCUAAAUCAACAUAAAUAAAUGAGAAAAAUAUAAAUAAAUAAAAAAGAGGGAGGGGAGGGGUCAGGGUAGUCCAGACACAGACUGAUGAACUGUAGGAGAAAGGAAUACUGAGCAGGAAUUUCCUACAAAGUAGGGAUAGAGGGGAGGAGAAAGUACAAACCAUGUAAAACCACAGUACCGUGCAAUCUGAAAAUCCCGAGAACCUGGUGAUGAAGCCCUAGAGCGUGUUGGCUGUGUUAGAAUUACGAUGAAUAUGAAACGAGGGUUUCAGCCGGGGGCGGGAGACCAAGAAUGACCAUGACAUUUUAUACCAGAGCCUUAUCCACUCUACCAUAAUCCCCCCCCACACACAAGCCAUUCUUCUUCUCAGCUCAAACUUUCCACAGCACUGUUGGCCCAGGACCAUAUUCUGCCCCUGUCAUUGCCUAAAGAGCCUCGAAGAUCCUCGGGCAAGUAGCCACCCACUCGUGGUGGAUCCUACCCUGUCCUUGAACUCAGGGGUACUUUCUAUUGUGCACUAAGACCAGAAAAGACCAGUUACUAAAUUUGCCAUUUUUCAAGUGGGGCUUCUGAAUGUAAACUUCCCUUGUUAGUGGCUCAUUGAGCCGCCUUGCAGCGAGCAGCGAGCACCCAUCAUUCACACGUGUCCUCAAUAAUGAACUAAUUUGAUCUGUCAUUUGUACUUGAGACAUCCCGGGAGGGUGCAUGCUGUAUCCUCUGGUUCCCGUUUCUCCAGCGCAGUCACAAAUUAGCGAGCUCACAACUAAUCAUUUAGGUUGAUUUUAUUUUAAUUUUUUAAAUUUCUUUUUAUGGAUUAUUUUUGUAAAAGUGCACAGGGGGGGUAAGAAGGAAUUUUAUUGCCUGUUCAUCAUCAGUUAAUUUAAAGCCAUGUCUGUUUUAUGGAAAAUGUAUAGAAAUGGAAAAACGAUGUAUAAAUCUCUAUUAGACAAGUACUUGAUUGAUGUGUAUGGGAAACACAGAUUUGAACAAAAAGAAAACGUCCACCUUAAGCAGUAGAUUUAUCUAUCUAUAUAUAUCUAUAUAUAUAUAGUUAGCUGUGUUCAAAUAUCUAUUUUUGCACAGUGAAAGAAUAUGUGCAUGUGUGUUUGUGUGUUUGACAGUGUGCGUCUUUGUGUAGUCUGACAUCAAAUCUGUUGGCCGGGGCUUUCCUCGCAUAGUUUGAAUAGAGGCUGAGAAAACAUUGGCUUUCCAAAUCUUUAAUAAUUCUGCACACGGUAAACUGGGUUCUUUUCUGGGCCCCAAAAAUCCGCUGAUAUACUGAAAUUGGGACUGAAAUUAACCGCAUCGCUUCUCGACAUCGGCAGUGAUGACAGACUUAUCGUUGCUGGUUGUUUAUUUUUAUUUUUCUUCUCGUUAUGUGAUUUGUUAUUUUCUUCAUGUGUAACGGAGCCGAACCCCAGACAGGAGCGAGCAGUAAGCAGUUUUAGUUAACUUUCUUGUGCUGUGUGUCGACAGGUACACGGCGUCACCAAAAUUAGGAGAGGGGGGCGUGGGGGGGAAAGGAAGGGCUGCCUCAGUGAUGUACCAAAAAAGACUGAUAAAGGCUUGUUUUUGCUGUAAACUUAAUGUUUUCCCUCUCAUGGAAAGAUGUGAGUGAUUAAAGCAAUAGAGCGAUGAUGCAUUUUUU